AUGGCAGGAAUUUUCACUCCAACGAACCAGAAAAGAUUGACAAACGUGGCUGUUGUGAGAUUAAAGAAGGGUGGAAAACGUUUCGAAAUCGCAUGCUACCCCAACAAAGUGACGUCAUGGAGAAGUAAAGUAGAAACCGAUAUAAAUGAAGUUUUACAAACAAACAUGGUUUUCAUGAAUGUAUCAAAAGGGCAGAUGGCAAAGUCAGAUGAUCUAAAAGCUGCAUUUGGCACAGAUGACCAAAAAGAAAUUUGCUUACAGAUCUUGUCAAAAGGUGAGUUACAAGUUUCAGAAAAAGAGAGGAGUGCCAACAUAGAAUCAUCCUUCAGAGACAUAGCAACAGUAGUGGCUGACAAAUGCAUCAAUCCAGACACGAACAGACCUUACCCUGUUACUCUCAUAGAAAGAACAUUGAAAGACAUUCACUUUUCUGUCAAACCCAACAAAAACUCUAAACAACAAGCAUUAGAAGCAAUCAAGCUGCUCAUGGCUUCAGGAAAUAUAAAAAUUCAAAGAGCUCAAAUGAGGCUAAAAGUCCAUGUCCCAGCUAAAGAUGGUAAGAAAGUUAGAGAGAAGAUAAGAAAGUUGGCUUCAAAAAUUGAAGAGGAUGCAUUCGAUGAUGAUCUCCACAUGGUCUUCCUCGUCGAUCCCGGAGCGUUUCGUGAAGUUAGUAACGUCGUUUCAACUGACUCCAAAGGCAAGGGUUCUGUGGAAGUUGUCAAUCUGAAGACUGUGAAAGAUGACGAGGAAAAGAUUGAAUGA
This is a messenger RNA of Helobdella robusta, 762 nucleotides long. RefSeq lists its product as hypothetical. The record is from RefSeq and is a predicted model, not a curated record. The coding region runs from base 1 to 762 and encodes 253 amino acids. The transcript has 6 exons. Gene Ontology annotation, biological process: cytosolic ribosome assembly; ribosome biogenesis. NCBI's taxonomy places the organism in Eukaryota, Metazoa, Annelida, Clitellata, Rhynchobdellida, Glossiphoniidae.